Messenger RNA from Chlorella variabilis, 3804 nucleotides. RefSeq lists its product as hypothetical. Gene Ontology annotation, cellular component: membrane. NCBI's taxonomy places the organism in Eukaryota, Viridiplantae, Chlorophyta, Trebouxiophyceae, Chlorellales, Chlorellaceae. The transcript is spliced from 32 exons. The coding region runs from base 1 to 3804 and encodes 1267 amino acids. Gene Ontology annotation, molecular function: ATP binding; ABC-type transporter activity; ATP hydrolysis activity. The record is from RefSeq and is a predicted model, not a curated record.
AUGGGUGCCGAGGAGCAGGCCCCGCAAGCGGCGGCAGGCCUGCCGCCACGCCAGCCCUCGCGCCACGCCUCGCGCCAGGCCUCGCGGCGGCACGGCUCGCCGCUGGGCGGCGCGAGCCCCUGCCCUGCCGACCAUGCAGACAAGGCCGCGAUCCAGAAGCUGCGCUCCUUCACCCUGGUGGAGCCAGACGGCAGUGCCACCGUGGUUGAUGCCAAGAAGCUGGGCCGGGCGCAGAGCCGGGCCCUGCUGGAUGCGGUUAUGCCAGACCCAGACGCCGACAACGUCGCCGUCCUGCGCCGCAUCCAGGCUCGCCUGGCCAGGGUGGGCAUGGCCCCCCCCUCCAUCGAGGUGCGGUACCAGGACCUGUGCGUGGAGACGACGGCGGCGGUGGGAGACAAGCAGAUCCCCACCGUCUUGCGCGCCGUCAAGGGCGUGCUCAAGGGCCUGGUGGGCGCCUCUGGCCGCCGCCCGCUGCGCAUCAUGGACGGCGCCAGCGGGGUGCUGCGCCCCGGCCGCUUCACGCUGCUGCUGGCGCCUCCCGGCUCGGGCAAGACCACCCUGCUGCGCGCGCUGAGUGGGCGGUUACGCGAGCAGGCGGACCUGUCGGUGGGCGGUACCAUCCUGUACAACGGCCACCCCUUCUCCAGCUUCGUCCCGGAGCGCUCCGCCGCCUACAUCUCCCAGGUGGACCUGCACUACCCGGAGCUGACAGUGCGCGAGGCGUUUGAGUUUGCCGCAGAGUGCCAGAGCCGGAGCUACGAGCGGGGCGUGCUGCUGCAGCUGGCGGCUCGCGAGGAGGCGCUGGGCAUCGUGCCCGACCCCGAGCUGGACGCCUUCAUGAAGGCGCACGCCUUUGGCGGCUCCCACAGCCUGGCGGUGGAGCUGAUGCUGCACAUGCUGGGCCUGCAGGGCUGCGCAGACACGGUGGUGGGCAAUGAGAUGAUGCGCGGGAUCAGCGGCGGCCAGAAGAAGCGCGUGACGUCUGGCGAGGCGCUGGUGGGCCACGCCAAGGCGCUGUACGCCGACGAGAUCUCCACCGGCCUCGACUCCAACACCACACACACCAUCGCCAAGAGCCUGCGCAACAUCUGCCACGUCAUGAACAGCACCAUGCUGGUGGCCCUGCUGCAGCCCGCCCCCGAGACAUUCGACCUGUUUGACGACGUCAUGCUGCUGGCCAGCGGCAUGGUCGUUGGCGCGCUUGGGGGCGGGGAUGAUGGCGGCACCGUGGAGAUGCACCUGAUCACCCAGCGCCUGCCCGUGUUCUGGAAGCAGCGGGAGAUGAGGUUCUACCCGGGCUGGUGCUUUGCGGUGCCCGCCUUUGUGUUCCGCCUGCCGUACGCGCUGCUGGACGCCACGCUGUGGUCGCUCAUCACGUACUGGGCCGUGGGCUUCGACAACUCCUGGCGCUUCCUCAUCUUCUGGCUCUUCCUGUUCCUCACCUGCGCCUGGGCCACCUCUCUGUUCCAGGCCAUUGCCUGCGUGUGCCGCACCGACACCGUCUCCUCGGCCGUGGGUUCUUUCUUCCUGCUCGUCUUCAUGGCCACCGGCGGCUUCAUCGUCACCAAGGGUUCCAUCCCGCCCUGGUGGAUCGCCGCGUACUGGAGCAACCCCUGGGCCUACAUCACCCAGGCCCUGGCUGUCAACGAGUUCACGGGCGCCUCCUGGGCCGUGCCAGACCCCAGCGACCCAGACUCUGGCCUCACCCUGGGGGAGACGAUCCUCGUCUUCCGCGGCUUUGGCACCGAGUACUACUGGGUGUGGAUUGGGCUGGGCGCGGUGCUGGCUUCCAUCGUCAUCAACGUCGUCGUCUUUGUGCUGGCCGCCACCUUCAUGAAGGGCCCCAAGAGCAAGCCGGUGAUCAGCCAGGAGGCGAUGGAGGAGCUGGACAUGAACCGGGCGCGGGAGGAGCCGCACAGCCUGCCCGCGUCGGUGGUCAAGGACAUCGAGGCCGGCGCCAAGCGCUCCGCGUCCCACAAGGCGCUUUCCAGCCUGGCCAGCCUGGCCCACGCUCCGCUGGCGGUGGUGGAGUUGGAGCUGGCGGAGGGCGGCGCCAAGCUGGCGGGCGGCAAGGAGAUGCGGCUGACCGCCGCCUCCCCCAAGGGCAGCGCCGCCGUCACGCCCGUGCUGCCCGGCGCCGGCAGCCUGGGCCCCGCCGCCACCGUGGAGAGCAGCGUGCGGAGCAAGAUGCCCUUUGAGCCGCUGUCUGUCAGCUUCAAGGACAUCUGCUACGACGUGCCGCGCCCCAAGAGCGCGCUCAAGGAGGCGGCCCUGGACGACGAGGUGGGGGAGGGCACGCUGCGCCUGCUGCGCCACGUCGACGGCGCCUUCCGCCCCGGCGUGCUGUCCGCCCUGAUGGGAGCCUCGGGCGCAGGUAAGUCUACGCUCUUGGAUGUGCUGGCCGGGCGAAAGACGGGGGGCACCAUCAGCGGCGAGGUGCGCGUCAACGGCUUCCCCAAGAGCCAGCGCACGUUUGCGCGGGUGGCGGGGUAUGUGGAGCAGGAGGACGUGCACCUGCCUCAGGCCACUGUGGGCGAGGCGCUGGCCUUCUCCGCCACGCUGCGCCUGCCCUCCACCGUGGACAAGCAGACGCGGGAGGACUUCAUCCAGGAGAUCCUGGAGCUGACUGAGCUGGACCGGCUGCGCAACGCGCACAUCGGCGUGCUGGGCGUCAGCGGGUUCAGCGCCUUUGACGAGCUGCUGGUGCUCAAGCCGGGAGGCGUGUGCGUCUACUUUGGCCCCCUGGGCUAUGAGUCGAACCAACUUGUCGACUAUUUUUCAUCCAUCCCCGGGGUGGCGCCCAUGCCUCCCAGGCACAACCCCGCCAACUGGAUGCUGGAGCAGACGUCCCCCGCCUUUGAGAACAAGCUGGGCAUCGACUUUGGGGAGGCGGAGAUGGCGGCGAUUGUGGAUGCGGCGCACGAGCCCGCCCCCGGUGCCAGGGACCUCACGGUGGCUGAGCUCAACGUGCGGGGCCCCUUCUUCCAGUACGCGCGCCUGUUCCAGAUGUACAACCGCCUGCCCGACUACCAGCUGGUGCGCCUGGCGGUCACGCUGCUGGUGGGCGUCGUCUUUGGCUCGCUGGCGUGGGGCACCGGAUCCGACACGAGCAGCCUGAGCGGCGUGCUGAACAUCGCGGGCAUGCUGUUUGCCUCCUCCCUGUUUGUGGGCUUCACCAACGCCAUGACCGUGCAGUCGGCGGUGGAGGUGCAGAGGAAUGUGUAUUACCGGGAGCAUGCGGCGGGCAUGUACGGCCCGCUGCCCAUGGCCAUUGCCCAGGGCAACGUCGAGAUCCCAUACAUCGUGGGCCAGACUGCCGUCUACUCGUGCAUAGUGUACUGGAUGGUCGGCUUUGCGGCCGAGGCAUCCAAGUUCUUCUGGUUCCUCUUCAUCUUUGGCAUCACGCUCAGCAUGUUCACCGCCUAUGGAAUGAUGUGCAUCAACCUGACCCCCGACAAGGGGCUGGCCAACCUGCUCAUGUCCUUCUUCUUCGGCUUCUGGAACCUGCUGUGCGGCUUCCUCAUCCCACAGGCCUCCAUCCCAGGCUACUGGAUCUGGAUGUACUGGGCCAACCCGCUGGCCUACACGCUCUACGGCCUGAUCGUGACGCAGCUGGGCAACCUGUGGGACACGACCGUGGAGUUCAACGGCGACCAGAUCCCCAUCCCUCAGCUGCUGGAGGAACGGUUUGGGUACAAGUACUCCAUGCGCUGGCCCGUCACCAUGAUCCUCCUCGCAUUCCUCGUCGUCUUCCGCGUCGCCUCCAUCCUCGCCCUCAAGCUGCUCAACUUCCAAAACCGCUGA